AUGCCUACUUGUUCUUUUACCUAUUUAUAUUACCCUGUCUCUGAUGCUGGUGUUGAUUUAACUUACCCAAUACAAUGUUCUGAAUUGAGAAUAAACGAUUAUGUCGUCAUCAAGGAAAGACCAUGUCAAAUUGUCGAUAUAUCUAAAGCAGAUGAGGACAAUGUCCAUUUGGUUGGCACUGAUAUCUUUACUGUUCCAAAUGUUAUGAAAAGAGAAUAUCAAUUAGUUGAUAUUGAAGAUGAUCUCUUAUCUUUAAUGACCGCUGAUGGUAGCACCAAAGAUGGUAUCCAAGUUCCAUUAGGUGAUUUGAGUGAGGAUAUGCGAUUUGGUAAAACUUUAUUAGUUACCAUUAUGUCUGCUAUGGGUGAAGAAGCUGCCGUUUCUUGUAAUCCUGCUCCUCGAUCUGAUUCAAACGGUGUUGAAUAG
Messenger RNA from Hyphopichia burtonii NRRL Y-1933, 426 nucleotides. Its product is annotated as translation initiation factor eIF-5A. Gene Ontology annotation, biological process: positive regulation of translational elongation; positive regulation of translational termination. The transcript has 3 exons. The coding region runs from base 1 to 426 and encodes 141 amino acids. Lineage: Eukaryota; Fungi; Ascomycota; Pichiomycetes; Serinales; Debaryomycetaceae. Gene Ontology annotation, molecular function: translation elongation factor activity; ribosome binding; RNA binding. The record is from RefSeq and is a predicted model, not a curated record.